Messenger RNA from Pteropus alecto (black flying fox), 2277 nucleotides. RefSeq names its product transglutaminase 3 (gene TGM3). Bases 1 to 2277 code for a protein of 758 amino acids. The record is from RefSeq and is a predicted model, not a curated record. NCBI's taxonomy places the organism in Eukaryota, Metazoa, Chordata, Mammalia, Chiroptera, Pteropodidae. The transcript is spliced from 13 exons. Gene Ontology annotation, molecular function: protein-glutamine gamma-glutamyltransferase activity. Gene Ontology annotation, biological process: peptide cross-linking.
AUGAAAGGCUUAAAACAGAUGGACUUUAAGGCUCCUCCCAGUACUGAUGACUCUCACCAUGAGAGGAAACCAGGGAUAGAGAGCAAUGGGCCCCAGAAGUGCUCACCCCCUGGGGGCACGUAUCGUCACAUCACUCUGCAGGCCCUACUGUGGGCCCACGAGCAGCCUCAUACCUGCCCUCUGACCUCAGGUCCUCUUUUCUGUAUUACAGAUUUAAAACUCCAGAAUAUUGACUGGCAGAAGACCUCCAACCGGCAGGCGCAUCACACAGACAAAUACUACAGCCAGGAUCUCAUCUUGCGAAGAGGUCAAUCGUUCAAAUUUUUGUUGACCUUGAAUGCACCUCUCAGACCUGGAGACAACCUGGGGUUCAUAGUCUUUACAGGGCCCUAUCCCUCAGAGUCAGCCAGAACAAAGGCUGUGUUUCCACUCUCUAAUGGGACAAGAGGUGACAGCUGGAGUGCCCAGCUCGUGUCCCAGAACAACAACACUCUGACCAUCUCCAUCUUCAGUCCUGCCAAUGCACCCAUAGGAUGGUACACACUGAACAUUCAGAUCAACAAUUAUACUCUGAAACUUGGGAUGUUCAUACUGCUCUUUAACCCCUGGUUGCAAGCGGAUGGUGUCUUUAUGAGUAACCAGGCUGAGAGAGAGGAGUACGUUCAGGAAGAUGCCGGUGUUAUUUUUGUGGGAAGCACAGAUCGAAUUAGUAUGGUUGGCUGGAACUUCGGACAGUUUGAAGGAGACAUUCUGAACAUUUGUCUCUCGAUCCUGGAUAACAGUCUGAAUUUCCGCCGUGACCCUGCUACUGAUGUGGCCCGCAGAAGUGACCCCAAAUAUAUUGGCCGGGUGCUUAGUGCAAUGAUCAAUAGCAAUGAUGAUAACGGUGUGCUUGCUGGGAAUUGGAGUGGCAGCUACACAGGUGGCCGGGACCCCAGGAACUGGAACGGCAGUGUGGAGAUUCUCAAGGAGUGGAAGUCAUCUGGCUUCAGGCCAGUCCGAUAUGGCCAGUGCUGGGUCUUUGCUGGGACGCUGAAUACAGUGCUGCGGUCUUUUGGGAUUCCCUCCCGGGUGAUCACCAACUUCAGCUCAGCUCAUGACACAGAUCGAAACCUCAGUGUGGAUGUGUACUACGACCCUAUGGGAAAUCCACUGGACAAAAGCAGUGAUAGCAUAUGGAAUUUCCACGUCUGGAAUGAAGCCUGGUUUGUGCGGAAUGACCUGGGCUCUUCGUACAAUGGAUGGCAGGUUCUGGAUGCCACCCCCCAGGAGAGGAGCCAAGGGGUGUUCCAGUGCGGCCCCGCUUCGGUUAUCGCUAUCCGAGAAGGCGAUGUGAACCUGGACUUCGACAUGCCCUUCAUCUUUGCGGAGGUUAAUGCCGACCGCAUCACCUGGAUCUACGAUGAGAAAAGCAACACCCAGAAGCAGAAUUCCGUAGCCACUUACGGUGUUGGCAAGUAUAUCAGCACCAAGGCGGUUGGCAGCUACUCUCGCAUAGAUGUCACCGAGAAGUAUAAGUACCCAGAAGGUUCCAGCCAGGAAAGAAAAGUGUUUGAAAAGGCGAAGGGAAAACUUAAACCCAACAGCUCAUUCAGCCCAACGUCUGGAGAAAACAUAGAAAAUGAGGAACGGGAGCCCAGCAUCUCUGGGAAGUUUAAGGUCAUUGGCACACCGACAGUGGGCAAAGAAGUCAACCUGGCCCUGAUACUCAAAAACCUGACGAGUGAUAUGAAGACGGUGACGGUGAACAUGACAGCCUGGACCAUCGUCUACAAUGGCACGCUUGUACAAGAAGUGUGGAAAGACUCUGUCACAAUAUCUCUGGACCCUGAAGAAGAAAUAAAUUAUCCCGUGAAGAUCACGUAUGCUCAGUAUGAGAAGUACCUGAAGGCAGACAACAUGAUCCAGACUACAGCUGUGUGCCAGGCCUCUGGUGAGGCCGAGGUGGUGGUCGAGAGGGUCGUCAUCCUGGACAACCCCACCCUGACCCUGGAGUUGCUGGACCAAGCCCAGUUGCGGAAGCCCGUGAAUGUGCAGAUGCUCUUCUCCAAUCCGCUGGAUGAGCCGGUGAAGAACUGCGUGCUGAUGGUGGAGGGGAGUGGCCUGCUGCUGGGCAGCCUCAAGAUCGAUGUGCCAACCCUGCGCCCCAAGGAGCGGUCCCGGGUGCGUUUUGAGAUCCUGCCCACACGGAGUGGCACCAAGCAGCUGGUCGCUGACUUCUCCUGCAACAAAUUCCCUGCAAUCAAGGCUAUGCUGUCUGUCGACGUGGCCGAGUGA